Lutra lutra (Eurasian river otter) is the source of this 3330-nucleotide messenger RNA. It is a transcript of the gene NT5C1B, whose product is annotated as 5'-nucleotidase, cytosolic IB. NCBI's taxonomy places the organism in Eukaryota, Metazoa, Chordata, Mammalia, Carnivora, Mustelidae. Gene Ontology annotation, cellular component: cytosol; cytoplasm. Gene Ontology annotation, biological process: nucleotide metabolic process; adenosine metabolic process. The record is from RefSeq and is a predicted model, not a curated record. Gene Ontology annotation, molecular function: magnesium ion binding; nucleotide binding; 5'-nucleotidase activity.
AGAGUAACCGAAACAUCAGGAAAUGGAGCUGGGGAGAGGAAAACCUGCAUAACAACGAAAGAAAUUCAGGACUUAAAAGAAAUGAGUCAAACAUCCCUGAAACAGAAAAAGAAGAAUGAGACUGGAUCGAGGAACUCAAAAGACAGCUUAGACACAGAGAAAAGAAAGGAUUCUGAGAAAUCAGGAGUUCGUCUGAGCACUCAGAUGAGGCGUGCAGUCAAUCCGAAUCACUUGCUGAGAUGUUGCCCCAUGCGAGGUCACUCGUCGUGUAGACGCUGCCUUUGUGCAGCUGAGGGAACAGUACCUCUUGGCCCCUGCCGCACAAUACGUAUUUAUAUUCACAUGUGCCUGUUGUGGGAGCAGGGCCGGCAGAUCACCAUGAUCAGGGGAUCACAGGAAUUAUCAUUGCCAAAGACUGAUUCCCGGGGGUACGUUGUGCGAAAUCAGUGGUCCCGAACUUCACGUAGCCCAUCCACCAGAGCUCCAUCAGUAGACGAACCCAGAAGCAAGAACACCAGUCUUAAGCUCCCCAGUAGCUCCACAACCUCCCGGACUUCAUCCACCUCCCCCAGCCAGCAAGAGUCCCUGAAGCAGCUGUCAGAGGAGCCCUCGCCACCCACACCACCUUUGCCUUCCACUCCACCUAUGCCUCUGGACUCACAUCCUCCCACCCCGCCGGAGCCCUUUAGCUCCUCCAGGCGCAGCACCAAGAUGCACGAGAAUCCUGAAGCCUGGGCACAGGGCAUCGUGCGUGAAAUCCGGGACUCCCGGGACUCCAUGCCACAGAGAGAUUACCCGCGCACACCCCCCACUGAAUGGAAGGCCUAUAUCCAGCGCAGAUCAACCUACUCUUCCCAGCUAGAUCAGGACUGUCUGUCAGAACUGCCCCGGCAGCAUCACCAACGAGAGGAAGAGGAGGACGAGGACGAAGCCUAUUGGGCCUCGGUGAAAACUCUGUAUGAGAAGAUCCCCAGCUGCUCCCGCCCCCGACCGCCCAAACCCAAGAAUGCCAUCACUAUUGCUGUGUCAUCCAGGGCGCUUUUCAACAUGGUGGACGGGAGGAAAAUCUAUGAGGAGGAGGGUCUAGAAAAGUACAUGGAAUAUCAACUCAACAACGAAAAUGUCAUCCUGACCCCAGGACCCGCCUUCCGCUUUGUUAAGGCACUGCAGCAUGUCAAUGCUAGACUCCGUGAGCUGUAUCCUAGUGAACAGGACUUAUUUGAUAUUGUACUGAUGACUAAUAACCAUGCCCAAGUGGGAGUGCGGCUUAUAAACAGCGUCAAUCACUAUGGCUUAUUAAUUGACCGCUUCUGUCUGACUGGUGGAAAAAGCCCCAUUGGCUAUUUGAAGGCAUAUCUUACCAACUUGUAUCUUUCUGCAGAUUCUGAAAAAGUACAAGAAGCAAUACAAGAAGGCAUCGCCUCUGCAACAAUGUUUGAUGGAGCCAAAGACAUGGCUUACUGUGACACACAGCUCCGUGUGGCCUUUGAUGGGGAUGCCGUACUCUUCUCUGAUGAAUCUGAACAUAUUGCCAAGGAGCACGGGCUGGACAAAUUCUUUCAACAUGAAACACUAUUUGAGAAUAAGCCUCUUGCUCAGGGUCCCUUAAAAGGCUUUCUGGAAGAUUUAGGCAGACUGCAAAAGAAGUUUUAUGCCAAAGACGAACGGUUACUUUGCCCUAUCAGGACCUACCUGGUUACAGCCAGGAGUGCAGCCAGUUCAGGCGCCCGAGUGCUGAAAACCCUUCGCCGCUGGGGUCUAGAGAUAGACGAAGCUCUUUUCCUUGCUGGAGCCCCCAAAGGUCCUAUUUUGGUGAAGAUAAGGCCACACAUUUUCUUUGAUGACCACAUGUUCCACAUUGAAGGGGCACAGAAGUUUGGCACCAUCACAGCUCAUGUACCUUAUGGCAUUAAUCAAAAAAUGAACAAUUAGGGAUGGGGAGGAGAAAUAAAGCAGUAAGUCCGGUAUUACAGAAGCCACUUCUUGUGGAUCUCUAGGGUAAUUAGAUAGGUACUUCAGAAGAUUGGACCAGAACUUAGUUCAUUUGGAAAGGUUUCCUCUGUUUUUGUUGUUGUUGUUUUGUUUUGUUUUUGUUUUUAUUUUUGUUCUUGUUUUUGUUUAACAUUUUGAACACUUCAAGCUGCUUCUUUGAGCUCUCAGUACUAUUGAACACCAGUGCCCCUACCCUUGUGUGUAAGUCAUACUGAUGACUCUUUAGGAUAAGUUUAGAACUAGAAUGUUUGAACACUGAAAGGGCUAAAUCCAGUUAGUUUUACAAAGCAUUGCUCAUUUUUGGAUGUUAGUAGAUAGAAUGAAUUUUUACCCUUUCAUCAUUGUAGAAUAUUGGUCCUCAAAGAAGGAAAGAGUGGGGUUAAACACGCUCUUGAAAAUUAGAGUUUUUUAUUCUGUUGCCUCUGUGACCAGCUUUUUAGUCAAUGCAAAAUUAAAAGGUCACUCCACCUGCAUAAGUAUACCAAUUCUGACACUGCUUAUUCAAAAAUAAAUCAGCAAGUUAUUCAUAUAGGGCACUUUCCAUUUAAGAUGAGCUCCAGACAGAAGCUCCUGGGAGAGCUUCAAAGAAGCUUAUCUCUUGGGUGUGUUGCCGCUGGACCACAAGGCUUCAUAUUUGAAGUCUCUGGCUCUGGGCCUGGCAGGUAGGUCCACUGUUUACGUGGAAAAAAAAGCCUUGGCUACCACUUCAAAAUGUAACAUGAAGUGUAGUAUCCUAGUCUUUCACUGUUACCAUUCUUUUGUUAUUUUUGUUUUGUCUUCAAGAACAUUGACUGGUUUUUAACCAUACUCUAUUACAUAAUAGGCACAGUGAUCUGGUUAUUUUAAUGCCACCUCAUUUUCAUACAAACCAAAGGUUUGUAACAGAAUAGUAUUAAUACCCUCAUUUUUUUUAAUCAAUGAAGAACAUAACAUUCACAAAGAAAAAGUAGCUCGUCCAAUAAUGAGCAGCUAAUAAAUGGUAGAACUAAAAUUCAAAAUCAGGUCUUACUUCAAAAGCAUUAUUCUAUUUUCUCUGUGUUAUAUAGCCUUCCACAUCAAGUCCUUAUUAAUUCCAUGGCCAUAGGACCCUUCCUGAACAGAUUAGUCAUUCCAUUAAGUUCUAUGCUUAAAAUAUACAGCAGUUACAAAGCAGAUCUGGGGAUUUCCCUCCUCCUCCCCUCUUCAUGUCCUCUCUUGUUCCUUCUACCCCCACCUCUCUCUCCAGUGCACUCAUAUAUACAUAUUCCACCCCAGCUCUAGUUAAGGAAAACUGCUGCUGAUAUAUAGCUUUUGCUCUGCUUAAUUUGAUGUAAGCUAGUCCAAAACAUAUCAGUCCUG